GACCCGAGCUGCUAGCAGCCAAUGGGCGCGGUGGAGCGGCUCGAGCGCGGCUGACGCUACACCAAUGGGCGUUCGCGGGGGGCGGGGGCAGCGGAGGAGACACUAUUGUUGAUGAGGAGGAGAGGCGGCGGCGGCUGCACCACCUCGUUGCUGCCGGCCGCGGCCCGGGCGCCCCCUGCUCCCCGGAUUCCGGCUUCGUCACCCCGUCGCAGGGACCUUCCCUUCGGCCUCGAGAAUCCAGCCCCUGCAACCCAACAACAACAACCCCCCCCGUCUCGCCCAGUCACCGGGGAGGGGGGGGACCAUGUCCCAGCGGGUGAGGCGCAAUGGGUCCCCCACGCCGGCCGGCUCCCUCGGGGGCGGUGCGGUCGCCACGGCCGGGGGAGCCGGGAGCCGCCUGCAACCCAUGAGGGCGACGGUUCCGUUCCAGCUGAAGCAGCAGCAGCAACAUGGCAGCCCCACGCGGAGCAACGGCGGCGGCGGCGGCAACAACGGCGGCUGCUGUGGUGGCGCCUCAGGCCCCUCAGGCGGCGGCGGCGGCGGCGGCGGCGGCCCGCGCACCGCCUCGCGCAGCACGAGCCCCACGCGCGGCGGCGGGAGUGCGGCCGCGCGCACCAGCCCCACUGUGGCCACGCAGACGGGCGCGUCCGCGACGUCCACGCGAGGCACCAGCCCCACGCGCGGCGCCGCGCCCGGGGCUCGCGGGAGCCCCCCGCGGCCACAGCCCCCGCCGCCGCUGCUGGGCACCGUGUCGUCGCCUUGCUCGUCGCCCACCCACCUGUGGACUGGCGAGGUGAGCGCGGCCCCACCCCCAGCCCGCGUCCGGCACCGGAGAAGGUCCCCGGAGCAGAGCCGUAGUUCCCCGGAGAGGAGGAGCCCAAGCGCCCCGGUUUGCAAAGCAGGUGACAAAACACGACCACCAUCUUCGAGCCCCUCUAGUAUUAUCCGCCGGACUUCCUCUCUGGAUACACUUGCUGCCCCAUACCUUGCAGGACACUGGCCUCGUGAUAGUCAUGGGCAAGCUGCUCCUUGCAUGAGGGACAAGGCUACCCAGACAGAGAGUGCAUGGGCCGAAGAAUACUCUGAAAAGAAGAAAGGGUCUCACAAGCGUUCAGCAUCGUGGGGCAGUACAGAUCAACUUAAGGAGAUUGCAAAAUUACGCCAGCAAUUGCAGAGAAGUAAACACAGCAGUCGACAUCAUCGAGAUAAAGAAAGACAGUCUCCAUUCCAUGGCAACCAUGCAGCUAUUAACCAGUGUCAGGCUCCUGUUCCAAAGAGUGCACUUAUUCCAGUAAUUCCCAUCACCAAAUCAACAGGUUCCCGGUUCCGGAAUAGUGUGGAAGGAUUGAAUCAGGAGAUUGAAAUAAUCAUUAAAGAGACUGGGGAAAAGGAAGAACAACUUAUACCACAAGAUAUUCCAGAUGGCCAUCGUGCACCACCCCCACUCGUCCAGAGAAGUAGCAGCACACGCAGCAUCGACACGCAGACCCCCGGGGGGGCGGACAGGGGAAGCAACAGUAGCAGCCGCUCUCAGUCUGUGUCCCCCACAUCAUUCCUCACCACCUCAAACGAAGGUAGCGAAGAGAGCCCUUGUUCGGCUGAUGACCUGCUUGUUGAUCCCAGGGAUAAAGAGAAUGGGAACAACUCUCCUUUGCCCAAAUAUGCAACCUCACCAAAACCUAACAACAGUUAUAUGUUCAAAAGGGAACCUCCUGAGGGCUGUGAAAGGGUCAAAGUCUUUGAGGAAUGCUCAUGCUGGCUUGGACUUUUCCAUGAGAAUUCUUAAGACGUGGAAUCAUUUUACUAAGUAAAAAUCACAUGGUCUAAGUGGACCUUUUGGAGUUGAGCUCAUUGAUUUACUCAUUGGUAGUUAAAAUUGCCCAAUGCAGGGAUGCCUGGGUAGUUCAGUCAGUUAAGCACCCGACUCUUGAUUUCAGCUGAGGUCGUGAUCUCUGGGUCUUGGGGUCGAGCCCCGUGUGGGGCUCAUACUCAGCACGGAGUCUGCUUGGGAUUCUCUUCCCCUCUGCCCCCCCGCCCCCUACUCGUGCUCGUGUGCUCACUCUCUCUCUCUGAAUAAAUAAAUAAAAUCUUUAAAAAAAAGAUUGCCCAAAUGCAGAGAAAUCGUUGAUUCGCUCAAAAGCAGUUUGAAUUCCUUUUAUAAAUGACUUCAAGUGAAUAUUUGUUGUGUAGGUUGGUGUCCUGUGGUACCUGCCUUAAACUCUUGCAUUUGGAACAUUUCUCAGGACUUAAUAUCUGAACUAUGUAUAUACUGCUACAUUAUUUGUAUCUAAAGGGAGGGAAAAAUGGAUAGGGGUGUGUGUGUAUAUGGCUGGAUAGCUAGAUCAAAGAAAUAGAAGGUAAACCCUAACAUCUUACAUGGUUUAUGGCAUAUCCAUCUGUUAUUAGAAGAGUACUCUUUUUAAAAUGUACAUAGUUUGGGGCGCCUGGGUGGCUCAGUCGUUAAGUGUCUGCCUUUGGCUCAGGUCAUGAUCCCAGGGUCCUGGGAUCGAGCCCCGCAUCCGGCUCCCUGCUCGGCGGGAAGCCUGCUUCUCCCUCUCCCACUCCCCCUGCUUGUGUUCCCUCUCUCGCUGUGUCUCUCUCUGUCAAAUAAAUAAAUAAAAUCUUUAAAACAAAAAUAAAAUAUACAGUUUGUUAUACAUUAUAUUGAUAUAAAGGAUGUGUAGCAUACAAAAACUUACUCUUUUUUUAAGCAUUUUCAUUACGUUUCAAAAACAAAUGAACAGCAGUAACCCAACAAUGGAUUCCUUAGACGUAAUUUUAACUUUCUGUCAACAAAACAAAUUACUCAAGGUCUAAAAAAAUUAGUCUCUUUUGCCCUACCUCUGUCAAAAUGAGAGCAAAACCCACUGGGCACACUAGCAACAAACACACAUAGAUUAUUGGUCCUAAUUAAAAAUUUUAGGCUUAUUUAAUCAUUCUUCUAGAAUAUUUUUAACUCUUCUGGUCUAAAAGCAGUAACUCUGACCUGCCUGGAGAUUGGAGUGGGGUGAGGGUUGAUCUCUGGUUUCUAGAAAUGCACGUUUAUUUACCUGAAAGAAAAUAGGUGGUUGAAUUAAGACCUAGAAUUUAAACCACAUUUUGUACUUUCAGUCUCUAUAUUCUUUGUGAUACAGUACAUACCAUAGCCCUAUCGUUUCUACUUAGUCCUUUUUAAAAGAAAGUCAAAUAUGCUAUUUCUUCCUCCAAACUAAUAAAUUCCUUGGCCUCAGUUACCUUAGAGUCCUAGAUAUAAUGGCCUCUUUGCAGUAUAGAGGUAUUAGUAAAAAUAUAACAUGACCCUCCUUGUCUCUCUCCCUCCUUUCGAUUAUAAGUAACUUGGACCCACCAUUUUCUUUGCUGAUAAUUUAUGCCUGCAUUAAAAAAAAUACACAAGCCUUUAAAAAAAAGGAAAGAAUUCUUUGCAUCAGUAUCAGAAUACCUAGAAUUACUAUGCAGCCCAUCCAUCAGUUUUUCAGAAAGUUAGCUUGCAAACAGUUAUAUCCGCUUUGAGACACAGUCCUUUUGGAAUAAUUUCUUAAGGAAAAAUGAAAAUUUUAAAUUAGUUCUAAGAUUUUUUUUUUUCUAUUUAUGGUUAUUAAGUUGAAGAAAGCUUUAAAGUAGUAUUAGUACUUGCAGCUUCGAUUACCAUAGGUAUAUACCGGUUUUCCACUCCAGUGGUGGUUAAUAUGUUUCUUGGGUAGUAUGCGUCUAGAAAAAUGUUAGGGAUCAGGAGUGAUUCCUCUUGCUAGGUUGGGGUGGCCACUGGAAGAGGGGACAUUAAGGAAGGUUUUUUGUUUUUGGGGAGGUUUUUUUUGGGGGGAGGUUGGUGCUUUUUACUGUUACUGUUUUGUUUGGUCUUGGUGCUAGUUAUUACUGUUUAUAUUAUUUUGUGUGAGAUCUAUUUUAAUGAAAGCAGUAAGGAAAUUAAGUAAUUUUUAACAAGAUAACCCCCCCCAAAAUUAAUUAAGGAGGAUUGGCCUUUUUUCCCUAAAAAUGAAAGUUAUUUCUAAUAAUUGUACCUUCAGAAGAAAAUUCAAGCAUUUUUUUAAUUAUAGAAACCUAACCUCGACCUCCUAUCUUCUUUAAGGAAUUGAAAACCAUACUCCCAUACAGUAAAAAUAGAGGAGUGUGUGCCCUUCUUAUCACUAAUCUAUCCAAAUACACUUGUGGUCCUAAAAGUACUUGAUGUUGGAACAGUGCACAAGUAAAACAUCAGUUAAAUGAUUUCUUUGUUCUUAAAUUAUUGUAUUUGUCAAAGCUGUCCUUGGGUAGUAUUCACUAUUAAUAAAAUCUGCCCACCAAAAACAUGGUCUACUUGGAGCUUUUUUGGGGGGGGGGCAACCAUUCCCAUUCCCCAGGUCUGUUGUUUAUUCAUUUCUUUUUUAUUUUAAGAUUUUAUUUAUUCAUUUGUUAGCACAAGCAGGGGGAUUGGCAGGCAGAGGGAGAAGCAGACUCUCCACUGAGCAAGGAGCUCCAUGUGGGACUCACUCCCAGGACCCUGGGAUCACCACCUGGGCCAAAGACAGAUGCUUAACCGACUGAGCCUCCCAGGUGCCCCUGUUUAUUAAUUUUUUACAACCCAGCUCAGAUGUUACUUCCCUUGUAAGCCUUCUUGCUACCAAAUUCUCCCUCUUCCUCUGUGCCACAGAUUAUCCACUCCCCUGUGCUAUUUUUAAACCUUUUACAAGACAUUUUUAUCACAUCUGUCAGACCCUUUAUAGGCGUUCUUGACCUUUUUUUGUGCUGUGGGCACCUUUGGCAGUAUGACAAAGAUUAGAGAUGCUUGAAGUAAUUCAUAACUUCUCUGAAUAAUGUUUUAAAUGCAGAAAACAUGUAAGAUUACAAAUGGGAUUAAUUAUAUUGAAAUACAGUUCUAUUCUCAGUAUCUCCCUCCCCCCAAGAACUACAUAUUUAAUCUGUCUCCUUGUAAAUUGUUUCAUUUUUGGGUCCCCAGAAUCUAUCUAGUGCAGACUUGGCACACUUGAAUUUUAAUUUUUUAAAUUUCAUUAGGAGACAUGAGAACCAUGCUUUUAUCAUAUGAUCAAAUUACCUUUUCCUACCUGAAUCUUGAUUUACUUAGGUUCUCCCACCUUAAUUUCUUUUUAAUUUUGUGGCACUUCCAUGUUACUUUAACAAUUUAAUUUUUUAAUAUCUUUAUUUUCAUAGAAUACCAUUAAUACUAGUAUCCAUUUCCAAACAUUUGGGUUAGUUUUCAGGAGUACCUGGGGAUAGGAAGGGACAGUGAUUAGUUUUAUUUUGAUUUUAUGUUUCCAUUAUGUUUCUCAGAAAACCAUCAUGGUUAACUCAAAAAAUUUCUUUCAGUCAGAGAUUUUUAAGCACACUUGAAGAAAAAACUCAUGCCUGCCAAAGUUUAGUCAUGCACUGGUGGAAUUUAGCAAAGAUGGAUAUUGUAUGUCAUUCCUUUCAAGAUAGUACAGGCUUUGGAAAAAUUGUAGUAGUGGAACAUAUUUUUGUCUUUAAACAGCUAGAAUUUCUUUUGCUUUAGGAAAUUCUUUAUUUAAUGGUUGUCUUAGAUCUUCACUGAGAUGCGGUGGUCAUCAGCCUGAGUCCCCUGUGUGGUGUACCGGGCUCUCCAGGGAAUUGAAAGCGGCAAAGAUGAGUGAUGUCCUUUCGGCAUUCUAAGAUACAUAUUUUGAAUCAUGUGUCUCCUUCCACUUUGGCCCAUAGCAUUUGAAGCUUUUGAUAUAAUUUGAGUUUUGUAUUUGAGUUUUGUAUUCAUGUAUCUAUAACUUACCUGUUUAGAAAAAAAAUAAUAAAAGAACUUACUUCGGUGAUCUGUGACUUAAAACUACUGGGUUGUCUGUUCUGUGCCUAGGCCAAAACAACUCCAUGAAAUCCCAGCCUUUUA
Molecule: messenger RNA, 5869 nt
Organism: Mirounga angustirostris (Northern elephant seal)
Lineage: Eukaryota; Metazoa; Chordata; Mammalia; Carnivora; Phocidae
Gene: FAM117B
Product: family with sequence similarity 117 member B
Exons: 8
Coding region: 305-1786 (493 amino acids)
Source: RefSeq, a predicted model, not a curated record